UUUCAGGACUGCAACCGCCGUACGGCAUCUGAAUCGUAAAUUCAGAAAAAAAACUCGACAAAGACGUCGUUGAGGUUUUAAUGUCGUCAUGAACAGAAUCUUUAGCGCGACACCGCGUCCGUUACUGAGACGAUGGCUGUGCAGUAACCGUCGCUCCGUCUGCUCGUUCUCUGCCCUGCGUUCAGGAGCUGCGGGAGAUCCUGAGCAUUUGGUGCUACGCUCACAUUACCCGGACACUCCGCUGCCGGAAGCUGGAGUAUCGCAAUUUCUGCUGUCGUCCUGUGGCCGCCACACCAACCGCCCCGCUCUCAUAGAUGGUAUCACGGGCCGCGUGCUCACCUACGGCCGCCUUAUAGACGGCAUCCAGCGCUGGGGGGCCGUGGUACAAGAGAGGUGGUCCCCAGGGUCACCGCCCCCCACCGUGGGGAUCUUCAUGCGCAACUGCCCCGACUACCCCAUCAUCUUCUUCGGCACGACCCUCGUGGGUGGGGUCGUGACCCCGCUCAACCCCAGCUACACAGCAGAGGAGGUGGCUGUACAGCUGGCUGACAGCGGCGCCAGUUUGCUGGUGGUAGAGGCAGCGCUGGAGGCCGUCGCUCUGAAGUCCAUCGGUCUGCUGAGCGCCCGUGGCAUGCCUCCUCCCGCCCUGUUCCUGCUCGGCGACUCCAAGUCCGGCAACUCUGACCUCAGGGCAAUGCUGGAGGACUCCACUGCACCCUUUGCGAAGCACGUUGAUGUUGACCCCAGCAGCGUUGCACUUCUGGCGUACUCGAGUGGUACGACGGGGCAGCCUAAGGGCGUCUGCGUGACACACAGCGCAGCCACCGCUUGCUGUGAAAUGUUGUGCAGCCCUCACUUCCACUGGCCGAUAGACCCUGACGUGGCAGCCAGGUUACUAGGGUUGAUACCAUUCUACCACAUCUACGGGAUUGUCAGCAUCAUGCUCAAGGGUCUGAAGAUCUCCAGCACAGUCGUCACGCUGCCCAGAUUCCAGCCAUCCAGCUUCAUCCGCGCAUUACAGGAACACAAGUUGACAGUGAUGAACCUGGCUCCACCCCUCCUGAAGUUCCUCAACGAGAGCAACGACGUGAAGCGUGAGUUCCUGCAGAGCUGUCAUACAGUAGGCUGUGGCGGGGCUCCCUUGUCCACUUCUUCUAAAGAAAAAUUUACCAACAAAUUCGGCGACGGUACUGACCUCUAUGAAGGGUUUGGUAUGACGGAAUGCAUAAUAACUCACGGGACCCCCAGAAUCGACAGAAAAUUAGGCCGAUGUGGCAAACUGUUGCCGCGCGUGCAAGCCAAAAUAGUUGAUAUGGACACUGGCGCUGCAUUGCCUCCUAAUGGAAAUGGGGAACUGUGCUUGAAGACACCAUGUAUGAUGAAAGGGUAUCACAACCGUCCAGAUGCGACUCGAGAAACCAUCGACGAAGAUGGAUGGUUACACACCGGCGACGUAGCAGUUCACGACGAGGACGGUUUCUUUUCCAUAGUCGACAGAAUUAAGGAACUUAUUAAAGUCAAGGGAUUCCAGGUGUCACCAUCCGAGAUAGAAAACGUGCUACUGAAGCAUCCUGCCAUAGCCGAUGCAGGAGUGACCGGCAUUCCUCACGAAGACUAUGGCGAAGUUCCUCGUGCUUACAUAAUCAGCAGCAAAGGAUCUUCUGUAACCGAGAAUGAAAUUAAUAACUACAUGAAGGAACAUCUGGCUCCCUACAAACAGCUUCUCGGAGGGAUAAAAUUUGUAACAGACUUGCCUAAGAAUCCCUCGGGCAAGUUGUUACGCAAGGUGCUUGCUAAAACAGCUGAACAGGAGGAGAGCUUAGUCGUCGAAAAUAUUGUCCCUCCAACACAGCUCUAAGUUUGUUUCAACAAUAUUCUAGAAUGAACUGAAAAAUUAACAUUAAUAGUUUAUUUGCAGAGGAAGAGACAUUGUCCUUACUAAAAUAUAUUCAUGCCAAGCUAUUUCAAUUCUGCAUGUUGUAUUGAUCGCUCUCUAAAUCAAGAAUUGCCCUUCUUAUGGCGAGCACAGAUUAGAUGAGAUAAGAGAUUAAAUUAACGCAUAAGAAAUUAUUAGCGCGAAUGUUUAAAACGCAGUAGAAUAUUCUUUAAUGAAUUUUGUUUGUUCCAUGGUAAAAAGUGAAUGGGAUCCAGUAUAAAAAAAAUUAGUAAAUAAGGAUGAACUCUGUGCAAAUGACUGCAUUGAAUUGCUAAUUGCGUUAUCACGGUUAUGGAAUUUAUAAAAUAUAUUUUGCGUUAUAUAAAAUAUAUAAUGUUUCGCACUUAGCGAAAGUUUAAAAAUGAUUACCUUGGCAUUAUGAAGAAUUGAAUACCCGAUUACCAUGUUAAAUGUCCGUUUCGUCUUCGACCUGUAUUUUAUAUUCGUUAAUGUGCAUGAUUAUGUUUGCUUGCAGUCUGUCUUAACUGUGCUUUAUUAAUUGUAUUUUACACUACAAAUAAUUCCUAAUUUAAAU
Messenger RNA from Hyalella azteca, 2471 nucleotides. Its product is annotated as 4-coumarate--CoA ligase 3. Gene Ontology annotation, molecular function: CoA-ligase activity. Lineage: Eukaryota; Metazoa; Arthropoda; Malacostraca; Amphipoda; Hyalellidae. The transcript is spliced from 11 exons. The record is from RefSeq and is a predicted model, not a curated record. The coding region runs from base 89 to 1858 and encodes 589 amino acids.